Cyclopterus lumpus (lumpfish) is the source of this 364-nucleotide messenger RNA. It is a transcript of the gene ost4, whose product is annotated as oligosaccharyltransferase complex subunit 4 (non-catalytic). The record is from RefSeq and is a predicted model, not a curated record. NCBI's taxonomy places the organism in Eukaryota, Metazoa, Chordata, Actinopteri, Perciformes, Cyclopteridae. Gene Ontology annotation, cellular component: oligosaccharyltransferase complex. Bases 117 to 230 code for a protein of 37 amino acids. The transcript has 4 exons.
UAAACAGUAUGACAGAUGUCUAAUGCCGGAAGAAAGGGAUAGAUUUGCUUGUUUGAUGCUGACCAGCUGAAGUAUUUCUCGAACCAAGAGUAAAAACCACAACCUAAGGCAUAAUAAUGGUGACGGACGUGCAGCUGGCCAUAUUUGCCAACAUGCUUGGCGUGUCGUUGUUCUUGCUGGUUGUGUUGUAUCACUAUGUAGCUGUGAAUAACCCCAAGAAGCAAGAGUAGAGUCCUCCAAUGACAGAGGUGAGAGAGGACUCGAUGCCACCAAGGAAACAUUCCCCACUUCCAGUCCCAAAAGAUGGAUUUCUUUCGACGGUUGUAGCGUUAUUUUCUAAUAAAAAUGUGUGAUGCCAUUUGCA